Messenger RNA from Acanthaster planci (crown-of-thorns starfish), 2130 nucleotides. It is a transcript of the gene psmd14, whose product is annotated as proteasome 26S subunit, non-ATPase 14. Lineage: Eukaryota; Metazoa; Echinodermata; Asteroidea; Valvatida; Acanthasteridae. The record is from RefSeq and is a predicted model, not a curated record. Gene Ontology annotation, molecular function: protein binding; metallopeptidase activity.
UCUCUUCUUCAUUGGUGGAUAUUUUUAAGGAGCGAUAGAAGUUGCAUCCGCUGCUGACAUGGAUCGACUUCUGAGAUUGGGUAAUGGAAUGCCUGGGAUGGGUGGACCGGGUGGAGGUAGUGAUGCUCCAGUAGUUGAUACAGCUGAACAAGUCUACAUCUCAUCACUAGCACUGUUGAAGAUGUUGAAGCAUGGAAGAGCUGGAGUUCCUAUGGAAGUCAUGGGCUUGAUGUUAGGAGAGUUCGUAGAUGAUUACACAGUUAGAGUAAUUGAUGUGUUUGCAAUGCCUCAGUCAGGAACGGGAGUAAGCGUGGAGGCAGUCGAUCCAGUAUUUCAGGCCAAGAUGUUAGAUAUGCUACGACAGACGGGAAGACCAGAAAUGGUUGUGGGUUGGUACCACUCUCAUCCUGGCUUCGGAUGCUGGUUGUCAGGUGUUGACAUCAACACACAGCAGAGCUUCGAAGCAUUGUCGGACAGAGCAGUGGCAGUGGUCGUUGACCCUAUCCAGAGCGUUAAGGGCAAAGUGGUCAUUGAUGCAUUCAGACUCAUCAACACCAACAUGAUGGUUUUAGGCCAGGAACCGAGACAGACGACCUCUAACCUGGGUCAUCUACAAAAACCAUCUAUACAGGCACUCAUACAUGGCUUGAAUCGUCACUACUACUCCAUUGCUAUCAACUACAGAAAGAAUGAACUGGAACAGAAGAUGUUGUUGAAUCUACACAAAAAAAGCUGGAUGGACGGACUAACACUCAGAGACUACAAUGACCAUUGUAAACUGAAUGAGAAGACAGUAAAAGAAAUGCUGGACCUUGCCAAGAGCUAUAACAAGGCAGUAGAGGAAGAGGACACAAUGACCAAGGAGCAGCUUGUUGUCAAGAAUGUUGGCAAAUUGGAUCCUAAGAGACAUCUGGAGGAACAUGUGGAAGUGUUGAUGACGGCCAAUAUUGUACAGUGUGUUGGUGCCAUGAUGGACACUGUUGUAUUUAAGUAACUUAACUAGUCACUCUCAAAGUCCAAAGCCAACAGCAUAAAAGCUUGUGCUUUGGAUAUCUUCACAAAGGUUCAUUUUGUCAAAGUAUGCACGUUUCCUUUGGGUUGCAAAAGUGUUGUGCCCAAAAUGGACAACAGAGUUUCACACAAAGGAUAACGUUGCGUCUUUUGUCAUUUUCACAGGACAAAGGAUGUAACCCAGUAUUAAUUAAACUUUAACUUUGUGAUUGAUUGUUGGCAUAAUGGCAGUAUGGAUCCUGUGUCAAGCUGGACAUUCUCUCGUUAGUUUCUUUUAUGAAAGGAAAUUACAUGAGCCCAGUGCCAUGGCAUUGCCCAACAGCAGAAAAGUUGUGCUUACUAAAGCAUAAAAUUCUCCAAACUGUAAGCAACAUUUCAUGGUAGUGUUUGGUAUGGUUGUGCUAACGGUUUCAUGUGCACAGUGGUGUUCUUUGUUAUGUUACCAAGUUAAGCAAAUUUUUCCCUCCGAGGUAAGCGUGUCUUUUGUUACUGCUUACAUGUAUGGCCUCCAUGAAAUACACGGAGCUGCUAUUAGCAUAAAAUCGCUUUCCAAGCAGCGCCAUGAAUUGGGCCCUAGAAAGAACUCGCAAUGACUGGCUUUUGACCGUGCUGAAAGUCUUCUGACUGAAGUAAUCCAAGGAAAGUUUUCCUUUACCGUUGUCGGCAAUUCUUAGCUGAGAUACGCUCGAAAAGUUCUCCCUUGCUUGAUUUCUUACUCUCCCCAAAUAGAUUUCAAUGAUCAUUUACAUAUACUGCACAAAUGUGACUCAACGAUAAUCAACUUGACACUGAUACCAAGCAAAGUUGAUAAGAAAACCUGGAUAGUUUUACUUGACUCCAGUUUAUCUCGGAACAAGAUAAAAUUCAACCCAAAUGUACAGUUUAACCAGAAAUGGAGUAUGCAUCACAUGUACAAUACCUAUGGAGUACCUUUUUUAUAAAAAGAAUUGAGUCUCUAUUUAUCUUUCAAAAUCUGACCAGCCUAUACCCCCAAACACUAGGCACUUUUUGGCUUUUAGUCUUUUUAAAAGACCUUCAGAGUGUUCAUUGUAGAUGAGCAUUGAUUCUUUGUACAGGUCAAUCAACAGCAGAAAUAAAAGAAAACAGAAAAAGCUUCAA